Molecule: messenger RNA, 2610 nt
Organism: Ostreococcus lucimarinus CCE9901
Lineage: Eukaryota; Viridiplantae; Chlorophyta; Mamiellophyceae; Mamiellales; Bathycoccaceae
Exons: 1
Source: RefSeq, a predicted model, not a curated record
AUGAGCGGGAAGAAACGCGCGCGGGGCGGGCGGCGGGUGACGGUGGACGCGGAGGUGGAGACGUCGCAGCGGGAGCGGGUGACGUACGGGGCGCCGAGCGGGACGACGACGACGACGACGACGGCGACGGCGACGACGACGACGGAGGCGAAUGGGAGCGCGCGGCACGGUGAUAGCGCGGCGAUGGAACGAUUGUUCGCGUUAGGCGCGGGAACGGUCGCGGGGGGGGGCGAAAACGAUGCUGAUGAUGGAUUAGGGGUGUGGUUGAGCGAGAGCGAAUUCGGCGGCGGCGGCGGCGGCGCGAGGGGGAAGUCGAACGCGGUGGGCGCGAACGGCGAGCGUGGGAGGCUUUCCGUGCCCGUGGCGCCGGCGUGGGAAGAAUCAUCGGCGGAGAAGUCACCGGGGGGGCGGAGACGACGGGCGAGCCGCGAUGGCGAGGAGCGAAGACGAUCGGAGGAUUUGUUUGAGGAAUUGUUGACAAACGUCGAGCGCGGCGCGCCGGCGCGAGACUCCGCGCCGGCGACGAUGGAAGUCGCGACGACGACGACGGCGUCCGCGGUGAAUACACGCAAAGAAGGUGACCACACGCUUGCGCUGGCGUCGAUGGAUCCCGAUUGGAACGACGAGGAUGAGGAUAGUCAGGCGCUCAUCGACGCCGUGACGCUCGCGGAGAAGCGCGCCAAGAUGGCAAAGUCGGCUUCUGCGACGACGACGCAAGCGAGUAACGCCGUGCCUUCGCUGAGCGAUAUAACCCUAGACGAUGGCGAUGACGACGACGACUUAUUCGCCGCCGCGGUGGAUAUGGCUGAAAAAGCGCGCGACAGUCGCGUUGAGUCCGGAACGCCGUCCACGGCGACUUCCCCUAGGAAAUCGCCUAGGAAAUCCGCCGCGGUCGCGGCUUGCGCGCGCACGCAAUCGGCGACUGCGCGAGUUAAAAUUGAAGAUGGCUUUAUGGAAGAUUGCAAGGCGGAGUUGCAGAAAGCGUUGGAAUUCGCGAGAGAAGAAGCGGAGGCAGAGACUGAAAUUCUAGGCACCUGGUUCGUCGAAAGCGUCGCGUCGCCGCGGAUUGGCUGCGUCGAAUCCCUCGUCCUGACGAAGGCUAGCGGUGCAAAGAAGACUGUCGUGCUGAAGGGUUAUUGGCGAGAAACCCUGGUUUCAGUGGGAGAUUCUCUGAUCUUGUACUGUUUGCCCGGCGUGGCGCGCAAAGAAGACGUCGCGAAGGAUAUUGUCGAAGUCACUGACGAUGGAGGGGUGAUGAUUAUUCUUUUCCCGGCGUACUUGAUAAGUGCGACGACGAUAGGGAAUGGUAUGGACUGCCCUCGACAAUCAGUGUUGCAGCAACAACUGCAGACGACGUGGGGUGACGCGAACGAGGCGGCGACGAUCGGUACUAUUAUGCACGAUCUCGUUGAGCACGCGCUCCUCGUCGGAUCGAGCCGAGCACUCGUGCCGAUGGCUUCCAAGGUGAAGAGCGUGAUCGAAAGCAACGUGGACAAUAUAUUCGCCAUCGAUUCAACCGAAAAGAAGCUGCAGCAAAGAAUAGAUGCGACCAUUCCAGGUGUGGAAUCAUGGGCUAACAAGCUCACGGCGGCGUCUCGUGUGCCAAAGCUUGGUCGCGCGAAGCCCGGCGGCAACGCCCAGGUGCGAAUGAACAGAAAAGCUGCGCACGAUAAGCUUCGAAGAAAGUGCACUGUGGGCGUCGAGGCAAGCUUGGAUUACAAUACGUCUGCAACGUUGCAAGUUGACGACAUGAUUGACAUAGAAGAACUCAUUUGGGCUCCAAAACUUGGAUUAAAAGGCAUCUUGGACGGCGUCGCAAACGCCGUCAUACGUCAAUCGAAGGAAGAUUUACCAUUGCCGAGCGUCGUUCCGAUCGAGUUGAAGACGGGUAAGUGGAAGUCUGUCGGUCACGACGCACAAGUCUUGUUUUAUAAUCUUAUGAUCGGCGAACGCUACGGCAAAGUGUCUCCUUUCGGCGUAUUGCACUACACCACGGACGAUAAUGACGACGAAGGCACGAGUAAAAUUUUCACGAAUAAGCCGGCUAACAUCAGCGCUCUGAUGCAGCGUCGGAAUCACCUUGCGGCAAUGUUAAGACCGACGCCCGAAGAAGCGAUGCAACACAACGCUCCAGUCCCGCACGGCAAGGCCCGUCUCGGGAACGGUAAGCUGCCGAAGAUGCAGCCACAAAGCUGGUGUGAGCGUUGCUUCUCACAGCACGAGUGUUUCAGCUUGCAUCGCGCGCUCGAGGGAGGAGACGGCGAAACAAGCGAGCUCGGCAAUUUGUUCAUCGGCGCCACCUCGCAUCUGAACCAGACUCACGAAACAGCAAUCCGUCACUGGAUUCAUCUGAUUGAUUUGGAAUCUUCCGAGUCUUUGCGCAAGCGUGCAACUCCGUGGCUUCCGGUUGAACUCGUCAAUCGUCGCGCGAGCGACACGUACGCGAUCGACGACCUCGCUUUUGUUCGUGAAAGCACGCAAGAGAAGUCUGCAUUCGUCGGUGAUAAUCACUAUUACAUAUUCAAACCCUCAAGUUCUGUCGCAGAAAGCGUUCUGAAGAGAGUUGGGAUCGCCGAUCGCGUCGUCUUGAGUCGCGACAAAGGCUUGACG